Molecule: messenger RNA, 9757 nt
Organism: Menidia menidia (Atlantic silverside)
Lineage: Eukaryota; Metazoa; Chordata; Actinopteri; Atheriniformes; Atherinopsidae
Source: the annotation of a GenBank genome assembly
AUAUAAAUAUCGUGUAAUUCAGAUGUAAAAGUCAACAUUUUCAGCUGAUCCUUGUUGAAUGUCUGUACUGCCCCCUAGUGUCUUUACAGGAUGUUUAGUUUGCUUUGGGGGUCACUCGACACUAUAAAAUACAUGCAUACUGCAGCACCCAAUAACUGAAGUUUUGUGCACUAUUCACUGAGUUGAAGCUACAGGCUGCCGCAUUAGCGAAGCAUCUCCUUCCUGUGCAUUCAGAUGGUAGCACCAGAUAAAAACCAAACAUAUCACUUAAAUCACAGGAAGCUUUCAGUCUGUUUCACACAAAAGAAUCGUCUCUCAAGACUGAGUUCAUGGUUUCAAUUUGACCUAAUUUGCUGUAAACUUUCAGCACAUUUUCACCUGGAAUCAAAAGCCACACCAUCUAUUUAAUCAUGAUCCACUUUUCUUUUGUAUGUGUUUUUCUGAAAAUUGGAUUUGCAGCUCCAUCUCUUCCUGUAAGAGACUACAACCUAGAGGGUCUGAAUAACUACAACAUCCAAAACUGCUCAGGCAAAUCUUUAGUUCCACGUAUGGAUGCUCCAACCGGCCCGCAGUGGGAUGAUAUGCACGAGGAAGUCGGAAUAGACAAAAGAGGUCACGAUCCUGUUAUGUACGUGGUUUGGAAAAUAAAGGCUGAUGGAUCUUUUUCUCUCAUCCGUGGAACACAGAUAAACAUUGUGGAUGAAAAUACAAACAAUAGCAUUUGUGUGCAGGUUUCUUAUAGGAUUGCAAAAGUACUAAGACCAGAAUAUACAAUGUGGAUUUUUUCCUUGGACUUUGGGGUGGAGCCCAGACAUAACUAUACUGUGACCGUUUUUAAUUUGCCAGAACCUCAUAUUGGAAAUUACAGAAUCAAAAAGCAAAUUGUCAUCCCAGGAUGUGACGACCGGAGAAUUCAAAGAACUCAACUGUGUCAAGAAAAUGGUAGUCUGUGGACUCCUAACAUCAAUGUGUUUAUUGAUGAGAAACCAACAUUUUCUAUUAUUGUGGCAUUUGAGUCAUCGCACUAUUCUGAGAAAUACCAAGUUUUGAUUCAAAACCCUCGUUUCAAUUUAUCAAAAAGUAUCUUGAAGGAAAACAGCACAUCACUAAAUGUGACUUUCGAGCUUGAGUCAUCAGAAUGUGAAAUGUCCAUUAUGAUCAAGCCGUUUUUUAGUCGCUGCAAACAUUCCUGUGAGAUUGUGAAAAAAACAGUUGAUUCCUGCAAAAAGAGGAUGCCGUUUCCACCACAAUACUUCAUUAUGCAGAUUUUCUUUGGAGCGGUGCUCGUUUUGGGUGUUUUACUGGUGUUUUUGCUGCGGAGAACAUCUCAUAAAGAUGCUUCAAACACAUCUACAUCUAGCGCUAAGGAACAAUCAGAAGUGUUUCACGUUCAAGGGCGAAAGCGAAUCCUCAUCAUCUACUCCCUUGAUCAUCCUCUGUACAAAAGCAUUGUUUUGAAGCUGUGUGCCUUCCUGGUGACCAAAUGCGGCACAGAAGUUGUUCUCGACCUGCUGGAUUCCACCAGACUGGGAGUUUUGGGAAGCGUUCAGUGGUUGGAUUGGCAAAUAGAGAGUUCUUCCGAUAAGAUACUAAUUCUUUGUUCACGUGGGGUACAAGCCAAAUGGAGAGCCAUGUGCGGCGACAAGCCGGUUUUCCUGAGAGAAGAUGCAUGCUCACCAGUAGGUGACAUGCUCACUCCAUCCCUCACCCUCAUCCUCCCGCAUUUUAUGCGCCCUGUCUCUUUCAAAAAGUACAUUGUGGCUUACUUUGAGGACGUUUGCUCUGAAGAAGAUAUUCCUUCCCCUUUCAACAUUACAGUACGAUACAAGCUGAUGAAACAAUUUGAGGAGGUCUUUUUCAGAAUACUGGACAUUGAAAAACACGAGCCGGGCCGAGUGAAACAAAUCGAUGGGCUUUCAGGGGACUGCUUUCAUCAGUGCCCGUCGGGUAGAGCCCUACGUGAUGCCAUAGAGGCCUUCCACGCACACCAGAUGGAACAUCCACAGUGGUUUGAGGAUGAAUUACUGAAAUACUCAGAUUGUGAGGAUGAUGAAGUCACUUACUGAAUUAGUGAACGUUCACAAGCAGCUGAGAUUUUGUGGUGUGCUUGUGUCAUCUGAAAUGCUCAAUCAUGUGGAGGUAUGAGGAACUGCUGGAAGUGUAAAUUACAGUGUACCGCAUAUGUUAUUGAAGCCUAUAAAUUCCUAGAUUAAACCUAGGUCACCAAAAGAUUUUCAUGAGGAAGAGCUUGUUGUGUGUAUGAAGAAAGCAUCAGGCGCAUUAUUAGUACAUACAUGAAGACUAUACCACAAGACAUCAGCUGGAGGUUUCAUAAACACACAUCGAGUUCUUUAAACUGUACCUUGCAAAAAUGUUUUGCUGUCUGUUUUAUAGGUUUUUUUUAACAUUUUCAAAUCACUUUGUUUUUCAAAGUGGAGGUUCCAGAGAGGUUUAAACUGCUGAGCUCUGUGGUCUGUGUCAACAGUGUUUGUGUCAAAGUUCAGCCUUCUGUGCAAAGUUUCUGACUUUUUUGUUGCACUGGAGAAGGUAAGCACUUAAUUCUUUUGUGAAGAAGUUGGUUUUGACUAAGUAAAAAGUGCCUUAGACCUUUGAUAUCAGGCAGCAGCAACAAUUUGACCAAACAUUGUAGAUAUAGUUGUUGUUGUUUUUUACACAAAUGGCUAGAUUGUUCAGUGGGAACUUUAAAUGUAUGUUUAUGUUUCUUUGGUUAUAUUCCUUUCACUGAUGAUGAAUUCCAUCUAAGAUUUAAAGUGCUGUACUUCAGAAAUAUGUAUAGAUUACAUUAUAAUUCAUGUCAGCUCGGAGUUCUUAUUGUUUAAAUGUACUGAAGUAAGUGAAGAGUGAAAGGUCUGCUUUGUAAUUUGUGUGUCUCUUUGGUGGAGUGGGUUAGAGUGGCCCCGCAAAGGGGAACAGAUUGGAGAGUUUUUGCCAGCUAACUGGGGCAAAGACAAUUCCCACAAUGUUGAAUGGAACUUGUGCCUUGUAGUGGCAUAAAGCCCACUGCAGGGUACAAUCCCACUCAGGAGGGCAUAGAAGCAUUUUCCUUUAAGAACUUGAGGUAAAGUUGUUUUUAACUUUAAUAAGAGUUAGAAAUUUGCAUAAAGCUGAGUAUAAAUGCCAACAUAGAAUGUCAUUCUUUUUUUUACAUUUCCCAGGAAAUAAAUCAGUCUUCUCAUGUUUUCCUGAGUGUUCUGAAUGAAGGUAGUAGUUAAUUUGAAAGCUUCAACUUUCAUUGCAUGGUUAGGUUUUUAAUAUUGUUGUAUUUAAAUAUUUUGAUACCAGUUAGUGUCGAGGUGUUUCUUUUUUCUGGGUGGUUUGCAGGGUUUGUUCUUUGUUAAACAACAAGAGGAUUUCAUCUUUUUAAACAUUAUUAUCAGCACAUCUUGUAGUUUUGGAAAUGGCAACCCGAACUUGUCUGUAGAUCACUGGACGGAAGAAGUCCAAAGCUGUUGGUGCUGCUUUAUUCAAAGAAUAUAUGUUAUCAGGGUCUCCCACAAAUCCAAAAAGAAUGAGGAUCCUGAAGAGAGCCUUUACACUCAUCCAGAGAAGAAAACUUAAUACACUCUGCAGUAAGGAUUUUGCCUUCAAGGUUAACCCAUCUGUGUCUCGGGCAUUGGCAGACAACAAGCCAGUGGUUGCCCUGGAGAGCACUAUAAUCACACAUGGCAUGCCAUAUCCACACAACCUGAGCACAGCGAAGAGGGUGGAGGCCAUUGUGCGAGCCGAAGGAGCAACUCCAGCCACAGUCGGUGUGAUCGAGGGGGAGAUCCGUGUCGGACUGUCGUCAGAUGAGCUCGACUACCUCGCCCAAUGCAAGAGCCCCCUGAAGGUGUCGCGGCGUGACCUGCCUUAUGUCAUCAGCAAAGGUCUCUCUGGAGGAACAACAGUGUCAGCCACGAUGAUAGCAGCGCACAUAGCUGGGAUCCCAGUUUUUGUCACAGGGGGCAUUGGAGGAGUUCACAGAGGCGGACAGAACAGCCUAGACAUCAGCGCUGAUCUAACAGAGCUUGGCCGGACUCCGAUUGCUGUUGUCUCUGCUGGAGUCAAAUCUAUUUUGGACAUUGGUCGCACCCUGGAGUUCCUUGAAACUCAGGGUGUGUGUGUAGCCACUUUUGGAGCGUCAAAGAAUUUCCCAGCUUUCUUCUCCCCGCACAGUGGAUUCACCUCUCCAUAUCAUGUCUGCAACCCCUGUGAAGCUGCAAAACUAAUUGCAACCACUUUGUCACUGGGUCUCCAAAGUGGUGUCCUCAUGGCAGUACCUAUCCCAGAAGAGCAUGCUGCAGUAGGCCAGCAGGUAGAGGAAGCCAUACAGGCUGCACUGACUGAGGCGAGUUCUCAAAGUAUCACGGGCAGAGAUGUGACACCGUUCAUUCUUCAAAAGGUCAAUGAGUUGACCCAGGGAAAGUCCCUUCAGGCAAACAUUGCUCUAAUUCAUAAUAAUGCUAAAGUUGGCAGUCAGAUAGCCUGUGAACUGUCUAAACUAACAAAUGAAAGAGCAUCGAAAACUCAAACCCAUCAUCUUGGACUCCAAACAGACUCAGACUCAGAAUCAGAUGUUGUUGUCAUUGGAGGAAUAAAUGUUGAUUUUAUCGCUAAAGGGAAAUCAGAAAUAUUACAUUUUGGACAGACUAACCCAGGAAGUGUUUGUCAAUCAUUUGGUGGUGUGGGACGGAACAUUGCUGAUUCUCUGAGUAGAUUAGGCCAUAAACCUUUGUUCAUCUCGGCCACUGGAGCUGAUGCUAACAGUGAUGCGGUGUUCAACUCCUGUAAGCAUAUGAACACUAGUGGUGUGGCCAGGCUGGAACAGCAGAGCACAGCGACCUACUGCGCUGUUAUCACUGAGAGUGGAGAGCUGAGUCUUGGACUGGGAGAUAUGGACAUUCACCAGCAUAUCACAGCUCAAUAUGUGUCAUUGUUUGAGAGGCAGCUUUCAUCAGCCGCUCUUGUGUGUCUUGAUGGUAACAUCCCUGUCUCCACCAUCAAUUAUGUUUGUUCUCUUGCCAAAAAGCACAACAUAAAUGUUUGGUAUGAACCAACAGAUGCAGAAAAGGCCUGUAAGCCUUUCAUGUCAGAUGCCUGGAAGUCUCUGUCCUACUCAUCCCCAAACCUGACCGAGCUCUGCAUGAUGAAUAAGACUCUGGGUGUCACAACACCCGAAGCGCUACCAAUCGAUCUUGAGGACAUUGUGAGUCUCGCUGUGGCUCUCUCACGCCCUCUUCUGGAGCAUCUUCACUGUCUAGUGGUGACACUUGGCCCCAAUGGCGUGCUGCUUUGUGGAGAGCACCAUGCAGGCUCUGUCGUCCUUAAACCCAGAAAACAUAAAGGGUUCCAGAAUAGGCAGCUGUGUGCUUUGCACUACCCCGCUUUGGCUGUGACCUCAGAGGAGACUAUGAAUGUGUCAGGAGCAGGAGAUAGUCUUGCAGGUGCCUUAAUGGCAGGGAUUUUCCACGGGAAAGACACGGACAGCUGUGUUCGCAUGGGUCUCCUCGCUGCCAAGAUGUCCUUAGCAUCCACUCAUCCCAUCUCCCCAAAGCUGACUUUAGACUCUGUGGAUCCCAACAAAGUACAUUGGCUGGCAGUCCCCGCCCAAUUUGGUGUGACUCCUUUGGACAGGAAUCCUAAGCUAAAUACGGACAGGCCCUGUACUCUGUGACAAGCCUCAGUACCCCCCCUCACUGCGCAGUAGGAUGUCCCACAGCCCUGAAAUGAAGGACGACCCUAUGGAAUGCCCUCUGUGCAUGGAACCGCUUGAGAUUGAUGACGUCAAUUUCUUCCCCUGCACGUGCGGCUACCAGAUCUGUCGCUUCUGUUGGCACCGCAUUCGCACAGAUGAGAACGGCCUCUGCCCCGCCUGCAGAAAGCCUUACCCAGAGGACCCCGCUGUGUACAAGCCUCUGUCACAGGAGGAGAUCCAAAGGAUAAAGAAUGAAAAGAAGCAAAAACAGAACGAGAAAAAGCAGAAGGUGACAGAAAACCGAAAACAUCUGGCCAGUGUCAGAGUGGUCCAAAGGAACCUGGUGUUUGUGGUUGGGCUCUCACAACGACUCGCCGACCCGGAGGUCCUAAAACGACCAGAAUAUUUUGGGAGGUUUGGGAAAAUUCACAAAGUGGUCAUCAACAAUAGCACAUCUUAUGCAGGUUCACAGGGGCCCAGUGCCAGCGCUUAUGUCACUUACAUCCGCUCUGAAGAUGCUCUAAGAGCAAUACAAUGUGUGAACAAUGUGGUCGUUGAUGGCAGAACACUCAAGGCCUCUUUAGGCACAACUAAGUAUUGCAGUUACUUCCUCAAAAGUAUGCAGUGUCCCAAACCUGAUUGUAUGUAUCUACAUGAAUUGGGGGAUGAAGCAGCUAGCUUUACUAAAGAAGAAAUGCAGGCUGGCAAACAUCAAGAGUAUGAGCAGAAACUUCUCCAAGACCUCUAUAAAAUUAACCCUGGCUUUCUACAACCUCCAGCCUGUGGAACAGAGAAGUCAAAGAGUAAAGCCAACUCAACACAGAGAACUAACAACACCAAUGGUAAAGAUGGGUGGCCAACAUUGUCAGGGCAUAGCAAACUGCCCAACGGGCUUUCAGAAGACCGGAAGUCUCCUCCACUGCUAGACUAUCUAGACCAAGAAGCUAUUAAUUCAGAUGGGCUAGAAUCAGAGCUGGGUCCCGGCCAGCGUACUGCCUUGUCCCCCUUCUCCUCAAACUGUGACAGUAACAGUCCCAGUGAUAAACCUGCAGAGUCAAUCGGUAUGGUGAACGGAGAGACUUUGCAACAGAUGCCCACCAGUGACUCCCCCUCCCCUCCCCCAGGUCUAACCAAGCCCAUCCUGGUGGUGCCCAUUAGCAUGUCGGACCCCACAGCUCGCUCACCCUUUGAGGGGGCGGCAGCUGAGUCUCAGUCCCUCUUCUCAGACAACAGUAACUUCAGACAUCCUAAUCCUCUCCCAGCUGGCCUACCCCCCUUCCCCAGCUCUCCCCGCGGCAGUUCUGACUGGCCCAUGACCCCCGAACCACAGAGCCUCUUCACAUCAGACACAAUACCAGUGUCUUCCUCCACAGACUGGCAGGCAGCCUUUGGUUUCGGCUCGUCCAGCAAACAGCAGGAUGACGACCUGGGCUUCGAUCCCUUCGAUGUCACCCGCAAAGCUUUGGCUGACCUCAUAGAGAAGGAGUUAUCAGUGCAAGAUCAGAGCCCGUCGUCCCCUGGGCCACUGACUCAGGGAAGCGGCCACCUUCCCAACCUGCCAGUUUCCAACCCCAGCACCUCCCACCACUUCCCCAGUGGCCUGCCGCGCCACCCCCAGCUCCACAGAGCCAUCUACAGCUCCUUCAGUUUCCCCGGCAGCCACAACAGCCAGGCCAGUCAGCAGCAGCAGCAGCAGCCGGCCGCCAGACAUCCAUGGAUGGGCGUCCCCACGCGAAAUAACCUCACACACUCAAACCACUCAAUCAGUGCUGCCUCACACAGUAACUUCCUGGACCUGAAUCUGCCCCCUCAGCACAGCACAGGGCUGGGAGGGAUCCCCAUCUCAGACAACAGUGGCUCUAUAGACGGCUUAAAUGUGAAAGAGUGGCAGGACGGCCUGCGGGCUCUUCUGCCCAACAUCAAUAUCAACUUCGGUGGCCUCCCAAACUCCUCCUCCUCUUCAUCCUCCUCAUCCUCCAACAGUGUUAACCACAUUGGUGGACCAGCAGGGCCCGCAGGCAUCUCGCACAGCCUGAGCUGGGACGGCACAGCCAGUUGGAUGGACCCUGCUAUUAUAACAGGCAUCCCAGCCUCCACAGGCAACAGUUUAGACUGUCUCCAGGACGACAACCCUCCACACUGGCUUAAGUCCCUGCAAGCCCUCACAGAGAUGGACGGCCCGGCCAGCUCAGCUGUGCCCACUCCCCAACCCCUUCACAGCGGCCUCCUGGACGGCCAUCUCCCUCUCCACCACAGAGCCGCCAGCGGCUGGGCCCCCUACCUGCCCCCCCCCACAGCAAACCCCGCCAGCCAGUUCCACUCCCCCCCGCCAGGCUUCCAGACCGCCUUCAGACCCCCAGCACAGGCCGCCACAGAGCUACUACAGAGUGCCGCCGUGGACCGCCACUGAACACAGACUGCAGCAGAGCCCCAUCCAUUCCCCCACUACCACUAUAUACCCACUCAUCCUGUACCCCGCUUCCUGUCCCCAAAGCGAAACACACCAAUCUGCAGAGUAUGAAAAAUUAACAAAGUAACAAACUUGCUUUCUUCUUUUUCUCUUCCUCCUUCCUUUGUGUCUACUUUGAAGGCCUGUUUGUUUUUGUUUUGUUUGUGGCACACGAGUUCUCAGUACCCUUUGUCUGCUGCCAUCACCACUCCUUAGACCUAGUUCUGGGCGUGACGUGGGAUUCGUUGUGUAGCGUACUCUCAGCUAAGAACACAAGAAUCGGUAUAGCAUCAAGCGCCCAGUGGUGACACAAGUUAACUCCACAAACUGGCAAAGAAACAAAUUAGCAGAAGUGAGGUCUUUUUCUUAAAAAAAAAUAACUAAUGAUUAAGCAUGAAAACAUUUGUGUUUUUGAAAGUUGAAGUCAUGAUUAGUUUCCGAGGAAUGAAGCAAGCUGUGAAUCUGCUCUUUGAAGCUUUGCCCCAAAGACCCUCAUCCUUCCCACUCUUAACAGGAGACUGUGAAACGGUUAAACCUUACAGCCAUGUUGUGAAUCAGGUGAGGUGAGAGAGAGAAGAAGGGUUGGCACUUAGCUUUUCUUUUCGUUUUCUUUUUUUUUUUUGAGAGUGGGUUUUAACAAGAAAAAAAGAAUCAAAACCGAGAAAAAAAAAAAGCUGAGAUUUGGUUAGAGAGCGAAUGCAGAUGACACAGAGGAGUAGAGGGCACCGGCUAUGCAUGGGCUCCCUGUUAGGUAGGGACACAAAUGGCCUGCCUGAGAGGCCACUUGGCUCACUUUUCUCUUUAGCGAGGGGCUCCCACUGUCCCCAUCCUGCUGGAGGGAGAAUUUAGCUGAACCUCUGUAUCAGAGGAUAGAGCAGCGCCUUACCACGGGGAGCCAGGGCUGUGGGAGAUCAUGGCACACAUCCUGAGCACGAGGGUUAGACUCUUACUCACAGUGCCACUGUGUGGUACCUACAAUAGCUAGCCCUAACAUGGACAAGCCACCACGUAGACAAGACAGCGACUAGAUUGAAGAGGAUUCAUCAAAACAACCGAGGGCGUGAAAAAAAAAAAAAGGGUCAACAGAUCCCUUUGUUGAACCCACGAGGGCUUAAACGAGGCCUUAAAAUAGAGGAUAGAAAGGAGCUUGAGUGUUUGGAAAGGGAGUGUCGAUGACUGCUGAAAAAUAUGCAACCCUGUAUGUGACUUCAGCAGCUGUAUGCGAGUGUGCAACACAAAGGUAGGUGCUGCCAGACAAUACCAAGUACUUCAGUUAUCAAUCAAGGAGCCCUCGGCCUUUCCGAUUCGAGAUCAGCCUCUCCGACCACCGCCUUUUUUUUUUUUUCGUCACAAGUCUUAAUUCUGAUCUGUGUUCGCUCUGUCUCUUCUCUCUCUUACCCUCCUCCUUCCCCCCCCGCUGUUCCCUAUUUAACAGUAUUCACAGAAAAAUGAACAAAAUCAUCCAAAAGAAACCGACACAGAGUCAUACAGUGGGUUUUAACAUGAUGUUGCGAGGAAGAAAAAAUAAACACAACUUUGAGGCGCUUAAAGGAAGACAACUGUCCUCUGCAGGUCUGGAAAAAUGAACCUUCAAUAAAACUGAAAACUCAAGA